Chenopodium quinoa (quinoa) is the source of this 639-nucleotide messenger RNA. RefSeq lists its product as uncharacterized. The record is from RefSeq and is a predicted model, not a curated record. Gene Ontology annotation, molecular function: zinc ion binding. The coding region runs from base 1 to 639 and encodes 212 amino acids. NCBI's taxonomy places the organism in Eukaryota, Viridiplantae, Streptophyta, Magnoliopsida, Caryophyllales, Amaranthaceae. The transcript is spliced from 3 exons.
AUGAAAGCAUUGCAGAAGGCUAGUCCUUUAGCUCUUGUUUGGCUGUCAGAGCUUGGACCACAAUCAAGAUGGUCAAAGAAUGCUUUCAAUCCAGAUGUGAAGUGUGAUACAAACAAAUCAAACUUUGUAGAAAGCUUUAACUCUACCUUAGGCAUUGAUAGAUGCAGACCAGUCUUUACUUUGCUUGAAGGUAUUAGAAGAUUCACCAUGCCAUUAAUCAAGGACAUGCAAAAGUUUGAAGUCUGGGAUGGUGAAUUUGAAAUACUUGAUGGAAAAUCUAUGCUUCCAGUGAACCUAAGACAGAAGACAUGUGUAUGUAAUGCUUGGCAACUUACUGGAUUGCCUUGCAAACAUGCCAUGAGGGCCAUUUUGCACUUAAAUGAAGACCCUAGGUUCUAUAUCAGUGCGUGGUAUUCUGUCAAAAAGUAUAAAAUGGCUUAUGGCAACUCUAUCAAGGCCAUACCAGAUGUGGAGCAAUGGCCUAAUAGUCCUUAUCCAGAGAUUGAUCCACCAACUAUGAAAAGAAGGAUAUGGAGACCUGCAAGGAAUAAGAGGAGGGAAGAGGGUGAGAAAGCCAAAGGGAAGAGGUCCAAAACUAUCAAGUGCAGCAAAUGCCAACAAUUUGGGCAUAAUACAUAA